AUGUCCCUCCUGGGUUCCGUAGUUCUGGGGCCACAUCUUCAUGCUGUUGUCUUUUUAGGCCAAAACCACAACUACUACAGCUACAACUACAACUACAACUACAGCUACAACUUCAACUACAACUACAACUACACCUACACCUACAACUUCAACUACAACUACACCUACAACUACAACUACAACGCCCUGGGCAGUGUGGUCAGCACCGUGGUCAGCUUGGUCAGCACCCUGGACAGCAUGGACAGCGCCAAGACCGUGGGCAGCCUGGACACAUCCAACACCCUGGGCACCUUGCACAGCGCCAAGACCGUGGACAGCCUGGACAGCGCCAAGACCGUGGACAGCAUGGCCAGCGCCAAGACCAUGGACAGCAUGGCCAGCGCCAAGACCAUGGACAGCAUGGCCAGCGCCAAGACCAUGGACAGCAUGGCCAUGGAGGCGCUGGAGUGGGUGGAGAGGCGGGAGGCGCUGGAGAAGGCGGACAGGCGGGAGAAGGUGGAGAAGGCGGACAUAACCACACCCUUGAACAGCUUGGUCAGAUCUUGGCCAACCAUGUGGACACCAAUUUGAACAUUUCUAGUUCAUUAAAAUAUGC
Molecule: messenger RNA, 595 nt
Organism: Haliotis rufescens (red abalone)
Lineage: Eukaryota; Metazoa; Mollusca; Gastropoda; Lepetellida; Haliotidae
Product: major royal jelly protein 5-like
Exons: 4
Coding region: 1-570 (189 amino acids)
Source: RefSeq, a predicted model, not a curated record